Messenger RNA from Mesorhabditis spiculigera, 1227 nucleotides. The record is from the annotation of a GenBank genome assembly. NCBI's taxonomy places the organism in Eukaryota, Metazoa, Nematoda, Chromadorea, Rhabditida, Rhabditidae.
AUGCGAGCACGCCGGUUGUGCCCCGGCUUCCGUCCGUUUGUUUGCUACUCGUUCGACGAGCGCGCCCAAGACUAUCCGCCGUGGCUACAAACGACCGAUACGCAAAAGGAAGCGGACAAGAAGCCUGAUGCGUCCGAAGCAGCCGAUUGUAUCGCGCCCGUCAAAAUCAAUGACAACAAGGAGACGCUGUACUUCCCCUUCAAUCUGUGUACACGCGAGAUGGUGGCCUCCGGGCUAUGCGAGGGGAAGAGUCUGAGCAACGAAGCAUAUGUUCCAAAAUCAAUCCCGCACACGACGCAAUACUUCCUUCAAUGCGAUGCUGGAUUUGUCAUCCCGCAAAAAGUGGUUGCUGCUGCUGCUGCGGACAGAAAACUCAGGGAGACGUGCAUUCCAAGCCUUCAGUUGGCAUCCGGAUACCUGCAGACGGAUAAAACACCACUCGAGAACAACCCAUACGACGUCUUCGAUCCACUACAGCCCAAGUACUGUCCGAAGGGCGGUCGUCAAGCUGGUGAAAAGUGCGACCCGAUGCAUCUCUGCAUGCCUAACCCACAAGACAUCGACCCGAAGGGCUCCCCUCCAUACUACGCUCUUCGUCGGGCACUGUCGGGACCGUACGCCUCGUUGAAGAGCGAGGAAGAGACGAUCGACCUCUGGCAGAGUCUAAAAGUUCCUGAAACCCCUGCCGAGCAGACAUCCGUCGACAAGGAGAAGGCAGAAGCACAACACGCAGAUCGUGUCAAACGUCAGAGCUCCACACUUCCAGCCGUCUCCUACCCGCGCUGCAUCAAGACCGACGGACUGCCGGCCGAUCAGAAGGCCAUCGUAGAAGCCGACGAACUGCUCGAUUGCGACAGGAACCCCUUCUACAAGGAGCUGGGCCACGAAUCGCUGACCGUCACCAAGUUGCCCCUUUGCACCGAGGUCGAUCCGAAUCAGAAAUUCUGCCGAACCUCCGCGGACAGCCAAUCAACAAAACCCGCCGCAACAACCCCGGCUGCAGAAGGGUCUCUCGACUGGCUUACUGUUCCGGAACCCUGGGACUUGGUCAGCUUCGUCCUCGCCUGCAUCGGCAACACGUUGAUGGUCAUCGCAAUAGCCCUCGCCUGGUAUAUUCGAUUCGGACGGCCGGAAAAGGACGACGAUGAUGAUGAUGAUGAGGAGAUGGAAUCGCAUUCUCGCAAGCACGACUCGUCCAAGAAGAAAACGGGCGACGACGACGACGCG